Messenger RNA from Lachancea fermentati, 1050 nucleotides. NCBI's taxonomy places the organism in Eukaryota, Fungi, Ascomycota, Saccharomycetes, Saccharomycetales, Saccharomycetaceae. The record is from the annotation of a GenBank genome assembly.
AUGGCCGACAUGGAUAGAAUUCUUGGUGGGAUAUAUGUUGGCUCCUAUCAGCCAAUUGUCGAUCAUUUUCCCCUGAGGACCGAGCACAAUAUUUCUCAUAUUCUGUCCGUGAUGAAAUUCGAGGUUAUACCAGAAUACCUGGUAAGGAAGAGCUACGUCUUGAAAAAUAUAUCUAUAGACGAUGACAGUACAACAGAUAUUUUACAGUAUAUCAACGAAUCUAACAGAUUUAUUGAUUCGUGCCUAUUUCCAGAUGAGCCAGAAUAUGAUCCUCGUAAAGUCAGUUUUAAAAAGAAACCACAACAGGGAGCUAUCUACAUCCAUUGUCACGCAGGAGUUUCGAGAUCUGUCGCCUUUACCGUUGCUUAUUUGAUGUAUCGGUACGGCCUUGAUCUUAAAUCGGCUCUUUACGCAGUGAAAAGGAAACGAGCCGUAUCUCAGCCUAAUGAAAACUUCCUUGAACAACUACGAAUCUUUGAGGCAAUGGGAGGUUCCUACGUGGACGAAAAUCACCAAUCCUAUAAUGUUUGGAAACUUUCUAACUCUGUUAAACAGGACGGCACAGGCAACAGCAUCUUAGCCAAAGAUGACACGUUCGAGCAUAAUGACGAAAAGCGGAUUGAGGACAUGACGCCCGAGGAGCUAUCCAAAGUGACAGUUAUACGAUGCAAAAAAUGCAGACAAAAACUCGCACUAUCAACGUCUUUCAUCAAACACGAGCCACCAAGUAGAGAAUCCUCGGAGGGUCAUUUUAUCAGAAGGGCAGCCGGUUCCAGAAGAAUAAUUGAUAUUCAAGAAUCUCAAAGAAAUUGCUCACACUUUUUUGUUGAACCGUUGAAAUGGAUGAAGGAAGAACUUCAAGGCAAGCAAGAAUUGGAGGGUAAGUUUUGUUGCCCAAAUUGUUCAAGCAAAGUCGGCGCUUAUAACUGGAAGGGUUCGAGGUGUAGCUGUGGUAAAUGGAUGGUGCCCGCAAUUCAUCUUCAGACGGCCAAGGUCGAUCAAAUCUCAUAUAAUCAGGAAGAACUUCCCAAUGUGGUGAAAAAUCAUUGA